GCUGCUCUCCGGCCGACGCGGAGAUGAAAAUCAUACACAUCAUGUCCGGGACACGUACGUCACUCACCGGAGACCUGCCACAUACUCGUUUCAUGUUAGCCAGCGGUUAGCAUCUGGCUGCAUAGAAAUGUAGAUUUUUCUAGGAAGGGAGGGACACACACUUGUUUUGUUCGUCAUGGUGAUAUGCAAGGACGACGGGAUGGAGCCACUGAACAAGCCCAGUCCCUCCUGCAGCAGACUGAUUCUUAAUUAAAACAGCAAUCUGCAUCAUGGGAAGGAUCAGCUUUUCGUGCCUUUUCCCAGCCUCAUGGCAUUUCAGCCUGCCAUCCCAGGCUCUUCCUCGGCUCCUGGUACCCUCCCUGAGACAGCUGCUCUUCAUCGGCCUGGUGCUCUGCCUCAUCGGACUGCUCUACCUGCUGCUCGUCACUGGGAAGGGCCACGCCAGCUGGUUCAGAAAGGAGAAUCACUUUCACAGGCACUUGGCGCGGGUGACAGAUGUGGAUGCAACAGACACAAGCAACCCCAACCUAAACUAUGGCCUGGUGGUGGACUGUGGCAGCAGUGGCUCCAGGGUGUUUGUGUACUGCUGGCCCCGGCACAAUGGUAACCCUCAUGAACUGCUGGACAUUCAGCAAAUGAGAGAUCAACACCGCAAGCCAGUGGUCAUGAAGAUCAAACCGGGUAUCUCUGAAUUGGCUAAAACGCCAGAGAAAGCCAGUGAUUAUAUCUAUCCGUUGCUGAGCUUUGCAGCCCAACAUAUCCCCAAAAAUAAGCACCAGGAAACACCUCUGUACAUCUUGUGCACAGCUGGAAUGAGAAUCCUUCCUGAAAGCCAACAGCAGGCACUUCUGGAGGACCUGCGAACAGACAUCCCAGUCCAUUUCAACUUCCUUUUCUCUGAUUCCCACGUGGAAGUGAUUUCCGGGAAACAGGAAGGUGUCUAUGCAUGGAUUGGAAUAAACUUUGUCCUCGGAAGGUUUAACCAUGUGCACAAUGAUGGGGAAGCUGUAGUGGAGGUGCAUGUCCCAGGCAACGAUCAGCAGGAGGCGAUGGUGAGGAAAAGGACUGCAGGUGUCCUGGACAUGGGCGGGGUCUCCACGCAGAUUGCGUACGAAGUGCCCAAAACUGUAAGCUUUGCUUCUCCACAGCAGGAGGAAGUUGCCAAGAACUUACUGGCAGAGUUCAACCUGGGGUGUGACGCACAUCGCACAGAGCAUGUUUAUCGUGUUUAUGUGUCUACCUUCCUGGGUUUUGGAGGAAAUGCAGCACGCCAAAGAUAUGAAGAGAGCCUCCUCAGAAAUACCGCCACUCGAAACAAACUCUUAGAUCAGCAUAUUGGCGAGACAGCAGAGUCUCCGCUCCUGGACCCGUGUCUACCCACAGACCUGCAGGAUGAGAUCGGUCCAUCUACGCAGAGGCUCCACCUGCGAGGCACAGGGGACUUUGACCUGUGUAGGCAGAUUCUGCAGCCGUUCCUCAACCGCACCAACGAGACCCAAACCUCCCUCAGUGGUAUCUACCAGCCGGCCAUCGACUACAGCAACAGUCAGUUCUACGGCUUCUCUGAGUUCUACUACUGCACGGAGGAUGUGCUGCGCAUGGGCGGGGAUUAUAACGCUUCAAAGUAUGCCCGGGCUGCCAAGAGUUACUGUUCCACCCAAUGGAGGACUCUGAGGGAGCGCUUUGACUCCGGCCUGUACGCCUCUCAUGCUGAUCUUCACAGACUGAAGUACCAGUGUUUCAAAUCAGCAUGGAUGUACGAAGUAUUGCACUCAGGAUUUUCUUUCCCUGCCAAUUACAAAAAUCUGAAGACCGCCCUGUUGGUCUACGAUAAGGAGGUCCAGUGGACUCUUGGAGCUAUUCUUUACAGAACACGGUUUCUGCCUUUGAGAGACAUCCAGCAGGAGAGUCUGAAAGGAGCGCACUCUCACUGGCGGCACAGCUUCUCCUUUUUCAACAACCACUACUUGUUCCUGGCCUGUUUCUUCAUUGUGUUGCUGUCUAUCAUGUUGUACUUGCUGCGACUCCGCCGCAUCCAUCGGCGGGCAGCCCAGCGCAGCACCCCCUCCUCUGUGCCGUGGUUGGAGGAAGGCCUUGGCUCGCCCACUCUCCCCAUCAACCUCUAAAUCUUUCGGAGCAUAAAGUCUGGACAGCAUGUCCAGAGUCAGUCCUCACUCCAUUUCUCUCCAAGGAUUGAAAACAAGGCUGCUCCCGUCGACGAGUUGAAACAGAAAUGGUACUGAGAAUUGGAUAAAGGAGGAGGACCUUAUGUAAGUCGUCCUCCUUACCUGAGCCCAUGACAUUUUUUUGUUUAUUUGAUUCUGAGAAGUCUUUUUUUUUUUUUUUUUUUUUUUUUUUUUUUAGAAUUCAUGUUCUUGCCUGCGACAUGCUCCAUUAUCAGAGUCAACGGCAAAUGCCUCCUGGUGUCUUUUUGUUUUAUUUCUUAAGACGACAAAGACACACAAUGGUACUUGGUUUGCUAGCCUAUCUAUACCCAAAUAUGAAGUAUUCUGCGGUGGAAACUUAUCGGACUUUUGCCUUUCUUUAUGCCUUUGUGUAUGUGUACGAUCACAUCUUUUCAUUUCUGUAUUUAUAGUUGGUACGAUCACUCUCCAUUUCUAAAGAAACCUCAAAUGCAAUACGAUUUGUAAUUACUGGAUGGAGCACUUUGUAAUGCAGUUAAGAUGCUUUGCCCAGCCGGAAUGGUCCUGUCCUGUCCUGUGUGUGUGUGUGUGUGUGUGUGUGUGUGUGUGUGUGUGUGUGUGUGUGUGUGUGUGUGUGUGUGUGUGUGUGUGUGUGUGUGUGUUUUCUGCCUCAACAAGACAAAUAGCCUUUGAUGGCUGUAGUAGUGCAAUACAUGUCUGGUCACUGUUGGCAGAAACUCUCCAGAAUGCAUUAGUUCUUUGGUUGAGAGUAUCAAUUUCUCUGAAAGCCCUGCUGAAAUUCUUAUGUUGGGUCAUCUGACUUGUGAGUUGGAUUCCGUUGCAUAUAUUUAUGUUGGGCUUCAUUUUCAGAAGCCGUCAUGUCACUGCUGUGAGGGGACUGUAAAUGAAAGCACAUGCCCCCAUUAUUUAUAUCAAGGUGGUCUAGUGAAAUGUUUGCACAGAUGAAUGCGAAAAAUAAAUGUUGUCACAUUGCAGUUCAGUAAUAAAGGUUUUAUGCUAAA
Acanthopagrus latus (yellowfin seabream) is the source of this 3166-nucleotide messenger RNA. It is a transcript of the gene entpd4, whose product is annotated as ectonucleoside triphosphate diphosphohydrolase 4. Gene Ontology annotation, cellular component: membrane. Gene Ontology annotation, biological process: nucleoside diphosphate catabolic process. The transcript has 13 exons. The record is from RefSeq and is a predicted model, not a curated record. NCBI's taxonomy places the organism in Eukaryota, Metazoa, Chordata, Actinopteri, Spariformes, Sparidae. Gene Ontology annotation, molecular function: nucleoside diphosphate phosphatase activity. The coding region runs from base 270 to 2126 and encodes 618 amino acids.